Molecule: messenger RNA, 434 nt
Organism: Pistacia vera
Lineage: Eukaryota; Viridiplantae; Streptophyta; Magnoliopsida; Sapindales; Anacardiaceae
Product: auxin-responsive protein SAUR68-like
Exons: 1
Coding region: 1-432 (143 amino acids)
Biological process (GO): response to auxin
Source: RefSeq, a predicted model, not a curated record
AUGAUCAGCGCCAAGAAACUCAUCAAGCUCGCAAAAAACUGGCAAAGGACAGCUGCCCUCAAGAGAAAAAGGAUUUCGUUACCCGGAUUCAAUAAAACUAGUACACCAUCAGCGGCGCAUAAGGGCCAUUUUGUUGCUUACACAGUUGAUCAAAAGAGGUUUGUGUUUCCCAUAACAUAUCUUAGGAGUCACAUAUUUCAAGAGCUCUUGAGGAUGUCUGAGGAAAAGUUUGGUUUACCAGGCAAUGGGCCAAUCACAUUGUCAUGUGAUGCAAGCUUUAUGGAGUAUGCAAUCUCAUUGAUCAAAAGUUGUGUUGAUAGGCAAAUGGAGGAAGCUUUAGUCAUGUCUAUUGCUAGUAGUAGAUGCUCAUCAAUGUCUCAUUCCCUCCCUCAUGGACAAAUUGGUCACCAAUUACUCAUUUGUAGUUGUUGAAU